UUAGCGCUUUGCACAGCGGCCGCAGUCACCAGCGAAGCUUUUUCGAAGCAAAGACCCUUAAAGUACGUAUACACAUUGCGCAUUCGUAUGGCAUAUCUACAACGCCUCUGUUAGCUGUCCGGUCAAUACCAGUAAUCUUGAAACCAGACGAUGUCGAAGAAGGAAGUCUGCGUAGUGGGCGCCGGGUCGAGCGGACUGACGUGCGCGCGCCAGAUGCUCGACUACGGCUUCGACGUGGUGCUGUACGAGCGGUCCGCAGACAUCGGAGGCCUCUGGGCGUACCACGACGAUGACGUCGAGGGACGGGCGUCCGUUAUGCGCACAACCGUCAUCAACACCAGCAAAGAGAUGAGCGCGUUCAGUGACUAUCCGAUGCCCAAGGACUUCCCCAACUACAUGCACAGCACCAAUAUGCUGGGCUACUUCCGGAGCUACGCCGACCACUUCGGCGUCACCAAGCACGUAAAGACGAGGCACGACGUGGUGCAGGUCACGCCAGCCGCCGACUACGAGAAGACGGGCCGUUGGGACGUGCUCGUCAGGGACCUGGAAGCGAACACCGACCGCACGGAUACGUACGACGCCGUGGCCGUGUGCGUGGGCCACCACGUGUACCCGAACGUGCCGCACUUCAAGGGACAGGAGAAGUUCCGCGGCCGCAUUGUGCAUACGCACAGCCUGAAGAACGCCGACACGUUCCGAGACCGCCGGGUGGCCGUGAUCGGCAUUGGAAACUCAGGGCUUGACGCUGUCGUCGACGCCAGUUACGUUGCCCUCGAGGUAAGCAUGACGUAUAGCAGCUUGAUCGCGACUGCAUCAACCUCUCGCAGCCAUGGCCUAGUUGUAGAGCGCUCGCCACGGCUGCGGGAGAUUGUGGGUUCGCUUCCCACCGCAGCCGGGCACCCACUGGUCCUCAAAUGGGCACACGUGUACCCCCGCCUGGCGUUCGGCAAUCUUCAGCUGAGAAUAUUUGAAAGCCUCGCUUUUAUUUGUUUGCGGCGCGCUACCUCAGUUUGCGCAGCUCUUUCUCCCGCAUUAUCAUCUCACCUUUCUAUGUUUCCACUGACAGCAGGGUUGACUAAUAUUUGUCUCGAUUGCACAUGUGCACAGAGCCGCUGGAUGGCCGAGCUGUUGUGCGAGAAACGCCCGCUCCCCUCGGAGGAGGCCAUGUUAGAGGACAUCCGCAAGAAGCGGGACUCCAUGCGACGGCGCUACGUCGCAUCGCUACGCCACACCAUCCAGGUGGACUGGAUCAACUACAUGGGCGAAGUGGCCAGCCAGAUCGGCGCACGAUCCAACAUCCUGAAGUACUUCUUCACGGACAACGAGCUCUUCCGCGCGCUGCUCGGACCCUGCGUGCCGUACCAGUUCCGGCUCGAAGGCCCGCACCCGUGGUCCGGCGCGCGGCAGGCCAUCCUCGACUCGCGCUACAGGGUGAUGUACCCGCUCAACGAUCGAUGCACCUCCUUCGAGAGACAAUAGAAGGGCCCGUCGGCAUUCGUCUACAUGUUACUUUUCUUCUUCGUGCUGGCCUUUGCGUAAGUACUUUCCAAACUAUGGCAGCAUACCCAGUAACUGCGCCCGUCGUUGUUCAUCACCUCCCGAACAGCAGCGUUUCAGCCCAAUUCAAGCAAACUCAAAUUAUUGCGCCCCUCUCCAAUCUUGCAUUCAAUUAAUUCAAUUCAGGUGUAUCCACCAUGUUGAACAUAUUACAGUCGAGCGCCUCUUCAGCGAACGCCUCUAUACAACCAAAUGACUUGUGUAACAAAGGAUUUCGCAUGUCCCAGCCGAAUUCCUGUCCUUCAUAUGUAUUGUGAACGCCCCUACAGCGAAGAGCACUACAUCGAAUUUGCCUGUACUAUAUAUAGGAAGAAAUAUGUCCUAUUUCUAACCCCUAUCUCCCAGCCCCAGUGUAGGGUAGCAAACCGGAUACCUAUAAUAUCUGGUUAACCUCCCUGCCCCUUUCCUCUUCAUCUCUCUCUCUCUCUAGACUCCCCCCACCGACCUAUUAGUUACAUUACAAAGAACGCACGUAGCAGCCCUACCGAUGCACUCUCGCAGCUAGCCGCCCACGAGUUGUGGUAUUACAUAGAGAGCACUGGCCGACAGCACAAGAAAUACCACGUGGGGGUGUCUGGACAUUGCUGUAUACCCGUGGUAUACCCCGGUUUCGUCGGGAAACAUGCCGUGAACCUCUCCACGCCAUGAGGUCGACUGAAGUCGCACGUUGCGUUCGAAGAAGUGUCGAGAAUGAAAGCUGCGACUUCUUUAAUUGUGUGCUUCCUGAAUUCAUGUUAAAUAAAGGUUAUAUUUUGUUGAA
Molecule: messenger RNA, 2320 nt
Organism: Dermacentor andersoni
Lineage: Eukaryota; Metazoa; Arthropoda; Arachnida; Ixodida; Ixodidae
Source: RefSeq, a predicted model, not a curated record